Messenger RNA from Drosophila hydei, 1764 nucleotides. It is a transcript of the gene ase, whose product is annotated as achaete-scute complex protein T8. Lineage: Eukaryota; Metazoa; Arthropoda; Insecta; Diptera; Drosophilidae. The record is from RefSeq and is a predicted model, not a curated record. Gene Ontology annotation, molecular function: protein dimerization activity.
AUGGCUGCACUGACCUUUAGUCCAUCGCCGCCGCCGCCGCUGCCCAAAAAUGGAGUCCGAAACGAAAAUAGCAGCAAGGAGAAUCCCAACGCCAACGCCAACGCCAAUUCCAAUUCCAACUCCAAUUCCAACAAUUCCCGCUCGGCAGUUACCCCACUCGGUGAUAGCAAAGCCUUUGGCAAGAUCACCGUGCACAAUGUGCUCAGCGAGAGUGGAGCCAACACGCUACUUCAGCAGCAUUUCAACAAUCAGAACACAAUUAUACGCAAAAUUAAGGACUUUGGCAUGCUGGGAGCUGCAGCAGCUGCAACGGCGGCAACAACAACGUCGACGGCAUUGAACAGUGCUGCAACAAUCAAUCGAAAGCGCCCGCUGAACGCCAAUAAGUCGCACAAUGAGGAGAACAAAGAGCAAACAUUGACUCAACUCAAGCGCAGCAAGCUAAGCAAAAAGACUUCGAAGUCGAGUCAACAGCUGGAGAAGAAGCAACAGCAGCAGCAGCAACAACAGCAGCAGCAGCAGCAGCAAGAGGAGCUGGAGCUGGUGCAUCGAGUGGCGGGCACACCGGGUCGCAAAGGCUUACCACUGCCGCAGGCCGUGGCCCGACGCAACGCCAGGGAACGCAAUCGCGUCAAGCAGGUGAACAACGGCUUUGCAGCGCUCAGGGAACGCAUCCCAGACGAAGUAUCCGAGGCAUUCGAGGCACAGGGCGCUGGACGUGGUGCUAGCAAAAAGCUAUCCAAGGUGGAAACAUUACGCAUGGCUGUCGAGUACAUACGCAGCUUGGAGAAGCUGCUCGGCUUCGAUUUUCCGCCGCUCGGCUGCCAUUCGAAUAGCUCGUCCAGUGGCGAUGAUAGUUUCAUGUUCAUCAAGGAUGAAUUCGAUGGACUCGACGAACAUUUCGAUGAUUCGCUAAGCAACUACGAAAUGGAGGAGCAGCAACAGCAGCAGCAGCAACAACUGCCACAGCAGCAACAGCAGCAGCAGCAGCAAUUAUUGCUGCAACAGCAACAGCAACAAGAGCAGCAAUUGCUGCUGCUGCCAAAUGUGACCACGUUGAAUGGCUUGCAAUAUAUAAGAAUUGCCGGCACGAGCACCUAUCAGCUGCUUACGCCGGAUAUGCUGCCGGAUAGCUCAAGCUUGGAGGAUGAGGAUGAGGAGCAAUUCAAUGCAUUAAUUGACGACACAAAUUGCCCGGCAGCAAUUGUUGAUGGUGUUGCAGCUGCCACGGCUGCAACCAGCAACGCAACAACAACAACAACAACACGAGGCAGUUCAUCAAUGCAUCAACCACCAAGCGACGUUGCUGCUGCAGUUUCACCUGUCGCCGUUGCCGUUGCUAAUGAACUCUUGUUGCAGGCGUGUGCCGCACAACAACAACAACAGCAGAGGCAACAACAACUGAUCAAACAGGAAUACAGCGAGGGCGAUUUUGUGCAUGUCACCAGCAACAACAGCGCCAACUCUCCGCGCAAUUAACAACAGCAACAACAACAACAACAACAACAGUUACCACAGCAGUUGCUGUGCGCCGGCAUCUUACCACCCUUCUAUGAUCAGGAGACCGUCUCCAUCUAUGAUAAUAUUGUUGCUGGCCUGCCCAGUUUUAAAAAGGAGUUCAACGAUGUCCUGCAGGAUCACUCGACAUCCACAACACAUAAUGUGAGCGUCUGCCUAUCCGACGAGAGCAUGAUCGAUGCCAUCGAUUGGUGGGAGGCAGCUCAUACGCCCAAAUCGGAUGCAAGCACUGUCGCGGGCAUUUGA